Molecule: messenger RNA, 543 nt
Organism: Perkinsus marinus ATCC 50983
Lineage: Eukaryota; Perkinsozoa; Perkinsida; Perkinsidae
Exons: 6
Coding region: 1-543 (180 amino acids)
Source: RefSeq, a predicted model, not a curated record
AUGUUCCUCAAGCUGAAUCGGACAAGACUUGGUCAGCUGCUAUUGCGCUUCCCUAAGGACUUCGUUAUUGAGGGUCAGAAGGCUAGCGGGAAGGUUACGCUGAUUCAUCCGGAGGUCAUACAGUGCCCAUCUACCCCUGUGCCGUUGGAGAAGGAUAUAGUACAUGAUAACACUACUGCAGAUGAUAUGAAAAUAUCUGCCGAGUCACCAUCGGGUAUGGAAAAGAAUGAUACACAGGGCAACGUGUUCUCCCAAGCAGGAAGGAAUUAUUACGGCGAUACAACGUUGGGCGUGCCUGGCAAUGAUGGCAGUACUCUCACUCUAUCAGCAAGAUCUGUUGGUUAUUUGAAGAACUCCCGUCUAGCGGAUCUCGGAAUGGGACUUUCUGUGGAUGUUUUGGGUCUGACGAAAGGUAUAGUACAGCAUGUUGUACAUGGCACCACCACCACCACAGCAGCUGCCGUCGUCACCGCUACCAUUGGUCAGUCCUGGGACAGCCCUAGGUUUGACACCGUUUUCCGCCCUACCGAGGUCUAUGGUUGA